UGGGGAGGGGUUCACGUCGGACAGCCAAAACCAGCUCCUGCUGCUUUGUGCCAAAUGGAGGGUCCUUAGCUUUCUCUCUCCUCUUUCUCUCUCUCUCUCUCUCUCUCUCUCUCUCUAAGCUCGGAGCACACUCCUCCUCCUCCUCCUCUGCUGCACUAACCCGACGCACCUCUCAAUCAGCCCUUUCUCCUCCUUCCCAAGAUUCUUCCCCCAGAACCUCGUCAGGUUUCUUUGGCGCUCCAGCUAGUGAGACGAUAAAUAGAAAUCAAAAACUUUGAUGUCCCCACCUCUUCUUAGUGUUGGGGAGGAGGAGUGUGAGAGCAAUGUCACUUUGCUGGCUUCUCCGUCCUCCUUGGGAAGUGUAUGCCAGAACGCUGAGUUGAAAGAGCGUAACUACAUGGGCAUGGGCGAUCAUCCUUCAGCGGACGGUUCCGUCAUCCCCAAUGCCUUUGAUGGUUGCAAGAUCACCCUUAACCUGAGGGCUACUGAGUUGAGGCUCGGACUUCCUGGAUCCCAGUCUCCAGAAAGAGAUGCAGACUUUUGCACCAUAAGCUCAGCGAAGCUCGAUGAAAAGCCGUUCUUUCCUUUACACCCUUCAAAUGAUGGUCACUACUCUUCGCAGAAAAUUGUUGUCUCAGGCAAUAAGAGAGGCUUUGCUGAUGCUAUGGGUGGUGAUUCAGAGGCAAAGUUCAUGGCAAAUCCAGAGGUGAAUGUCGUGCUGUCGCCCAGGCCAUCUCCCAAUUUAGGACUGAAAAAUGGUUCUGGCCUUGAAAGCUUUGGAUCUAGACCUGCCAAAGUCAAAGAGAUACCAACCGCACAGGUUGCACCAGAAAAGCCCUAUUCUACCAAGGAAACCCAACCUAACAAUGGUUCCAGAAGUAAUAAUGCCGGCUCACCUGCUCCUAAGGCACAAGUUGUAGGGUGGCCACCUAUAAGAUCAUUCAGGAAGAAUUCCCUAGCUACCACUUCGAAGAAUGCUGAAGAAGUCGAUGGAAAACUAGGAUCUGGUGCUUUGUUCAUCAAAGUCAGCAUGGAUGGUGCUCCAUAUCUGAGGAAAGUUGACUUGAAACAUUACAGUGCAUACCAGGAGCUGUCUUCUGCCCUUGAAAAGAUGUUCAGUUGUUUCACCAUAGGUGCUCUGGGCCGGGAGAUGCUAAGUGAGAGCAAGCUGAAAGAUCUUUUAGAUGGAGCAGAGUAUGUUCUGACUUAUGAGGAUAAAGAUGGUGACUGGAUGCUUGUGGGUGAUGUUCCUUGGGAGAUGUUUUUGGACACAUGCAAGAGACUUCGGAUCAUGAAGAGUUGCGAUGCCAUUGGACUAGCACCCAGGGCAGUGGAGAAGUCCAAGAACAAGAACUAGCUAACAUCACUCGCGAUGAAAGAUAUCAGGUGGCCCGUGGGGUGGAAGUCAGCUCAGGAUGAAAAGUCACUUGAACCAGAAAAAGAGUGGAAGUUGACAAGACAGACGACAUCAGAUCAGCUAAGGACCGUGUAUGGCUAAUCUACUCUGUUGCUAUGUAAUUCCUUUCACUUGUGAGGGACUCAAAUGUCCUUGAACCACGUUUCUACUAUAGUUUAUGCAAAAAAAAAAAAAAAAAAAACCUGUCAAGACCUGUGUUUAAGACUUUUUUAGUACCUGAAUUUCGAAAAUUAUGUAAACCUGCCUGUUCUUAAUGUCUAAAAGUGUGUUCUACUC
Messenger RNA from Eucalyptus grandis, 1693 nucleotides. RefSeq names its product auxin-responsive protein IAA9. Lineage: Eukaryota; Viridiplantae; Streptophyta; Magnoliopsida; Myrtales; Myrtaceae. Gene Ontology annotation, biological process: regulation of DNA-templated transcription. The record is from RefSeq and is a predicted model, not a curated record. The transcript has 7 exons. Bases 278 to 1357 code for a protein of 359 amino acids. Gene Ontology annotation, molecular function: protein binding. Gene Ontology annotation, cellular component: nucleus.